Magnolia sinica is the source of this 1637-nucleotide messenger RNA. RefSeq names its product aspartyl protease family protein At5g10770-like. Gene Ontology annotation, biological process: proteolysis. Gene Ontology annotation, molecular function: aspartic-type endopeptidase activity. The coding region runs from base 18 to 1409 and encodes 463 amino acids. The transcript has 2 exons. The record is from RefSeq and is a predicted model, not a curated record. Lineage: Eukaryota; Viridiplantae; Streptophyta; Magnoliopsida; Magnoliales; Magnoliaceae.
AGAGUAGCUUAUUGUACAUGUACUCCUUCAAAGGGUCUACUAAAAAGAUGGGGUUGGUUUCAUUUCUUGUUUUCUCUCUUCUCUUUGUGGAAGCUUCUCUCCUCAAAGCCACUACCACCCAAGAUCACUGUUCUUCAAAAAUUCAAGAUGAUCAAUACCAGCUAAACAAUUCUGGCAUACAUCUAACCCUACAUCAUGUCCAUGGCCCAUGCUCGCCAUGGGCCUCGCCCCCCUCGUCGCCUUUGGAAAUUCUCAAGCAUGAUCAAGCCCGGGUCCGGGCACUAAGCAACCGGCUAGCGAAAACCACUCGAUCAACCACCUCCACCGCGCCAAAAUCCAUAAGUGUCCCAUUAAACCCCGGCGAAUCAGCUGGGGUUGGCAACUAUGUGGUCAGGAUCGGGCUCGGCAGCCCGGCUAAAUCCUUCCUUGUCGUCAUGGACACCGGAAGUUCCUUCAGCUGGGUCCAAUGUGAACCCUGCGGGUCAUAUUGCCACCCCCAGACCGGCCCCACCUUCGAUCCAUCCACAUCACAUACAUACAAAUCAAUCUCAUGCAAUAGCUCAGAAUGUUCUAACCUAGAAGACGCGACACUUAACCCGCCGGCGUGUUCGUCGUCAAAUAUAUGUGAAUAUGAGGCGAGCUAUGGCGAUGGCUCGUUCUCAGUGGGCUACUUGAGCCGCGACACAUUAACCGUGGUCCAUUCCCAAACUGUGCCCGGUUUCGUGUAUGGGUGCGGUCAGAACAACCAGGGCCUUUUCGGUCGAACCGCGGGCCUAAUUGGGCUGGCUCGCAACCCACUCUCUCUACUUGGUCAAUUAUCUUCGAAAUACGGUUACACAUUUUCAUACUGUCUGCCUACACUCUCUUCAAGUGGAACUCUCUCUAUUGGGUCAUUUAAUCCUUCCAUCUACACAUUCACACGUAUGUAUACGGACUCGCGGGACUCAACAUUGUAUUUUCUACGGCUUACGAGUAUGAUCGUAAAUGGGAAGACCCUUAGAGUGUCUAGGUCUACUUAUACAAGUAGCCAUACGAUUAUAGACUCGGGUACCGUAAUUACAAGAUUGCCACCAGAAGUAUAUACAGCCCUACAGGAGGGUUUUGUAAAGGGUAUGGGUAAGUAUACGCGGGCCCCACCGUAUUCGAUACUAGAUACAUGUUACAAUGGGACCGCUACGAGUCUGUCGGUGCCUGAGGUUCGGUUGAUCUUCGAGGGCGGCGCCGAGCUGAAGCUGGCGGCACGGAAUGUUAUGUAUGAGGUUAGUGACAAUGUUAGCUGCCUGGCGUUUGCGAGUAACGAAGAUGCCGGCGGAAUUUCUAUAAUUGGGAACACUCAGCAGCAGACGUUCCGCAUUGUCUACGAUGUUUCUCAUCGGAGGAUAGGAUUCGCUGGUGGCGGGUGUGACUGACAGACGAUUAUUUACUGAUAUAUUAUUAUUAAGAUAGUGAAAUAAAUUCCUUCUUAUACCACUUGUGUGUGUAUAUACAUACAUUUGUAAAGGAGGGCUGCCACAUAUAUAGGUCCCACAAAAAGUGGGCCUCACAAAAAGUGGGCCCACUUAAUUUGUACAGGGUUUCUACUAAGUAAUGAUAAGUGAUAUUGAAGUGGUUGGUAACGGAGGGUCGAUUACUUGUCA